AUUCAUUCCGCCUCCCACAUGGAAGUCUUACCCGACCAACCUCCAUACUAUCAUCUUCCUACACCUACCACCUGCCAAAGUUACAGUACCUACCUGACCUAAACGCACAACCCCACGUCCUUGCAGCCAAUUGCCUACGGACCUAUCGAUUCUUUGCAGCUUUCCGUUCACAGACAACGCCUCAUUCGGCACAGCCAGUUCAAUUCAAGCAAUAGGAUCAAGAGACAAAUAAAUCCCAAAAAGAAGAAAAUAUUCAAGAUAUCCCAUAUCCCAUUGAUACAGCAGGCCCUGAGCCAAGCCCGCCUAGGAACCCCAGAACGUCGGCACUGCCUGCAAGGCUUGCAACCCUGCAACGUGUAGCAGACACAUCAUAUCCAUCAUCCUGUACGAUCUAGCAGUCCAAGGAAUUUACAAGAAGCCCGCUCCCGCCUGCAGCUAGCCAAAAUGUCGGACUCGCCCCAAUCCAAUCCCAAGGAGAUCGAAGGCGCACACACUCCCGACGAGGAAGCACAGAUGAAUGAUCCUCAGGACCCACAGUCUGCCGGCCUCGGCUACGAGUUUGAAGUCAAGGAGCAAGAUCGUUGGCUGCCAAUCGCAAAUGGGUCGCCGGGAGCACCCCGGACCUCCUUCUCAUCCAAAGGCGACAAGCAGCACCAUGACGCAUACGAUGCUAACAUACGAAACUUUGCUCCAGUGGCCCGUAUCAUGAAAAAUGCACUUCCCGAUAAUGCAAAGAUCGCGAAAGAGGCCAAGGAAUGCAUGCAAGAAUGUGUGAGCGAGUUUAUCUCGUUUAUUACAAGUGAAGCCUCCGAGAAAUGUCACCAAGAGAAGCGAAAGACUGUGAAUGGUGAGGAUAUCUUGUUCGCCAUGACGUCUCUCGGCUUUGAGAACUACAGCGAAGCUUUGAAGAUCUAUCUUGCCAAGUACCGUGAGCAAAACCAAACAACGCGCGGUGAGGGCCAGCAAAAUAGGCCUGGUAGUCAGGGCUAUGGCGCGGCGCCAGGCGGCGCGCCUGGGACCAAUGCUACAGCGGGUUUCCCCGGCGGAGAGCUCGGGCAGCAGGGAACUGAAGCUCCUGGAGAUGCCUCUGGAUAUCUUUACAACACACAACCUGGACACAACGGUGCCGCCCCGGGUGAAUAUUGACCAGCAUAAACCACAACGUGUGUAUUCAGGCCUCCGGAGUGUCAUGCCAACUUGAGACUGAGAAGAUUUCCGUGCGCGGCGACGAAUCAAACGUACAUGAACCCUAUUUGUUGGAGUGGGCUUAUGGGGAAUGGAUGGACGGAUGGGAGUAGAUGUCAUUUUGGGGUUUUAUUUGAUUUGAUUUUUUACAUUUUUUAUUCUGGACUUGACGUUACUAUACUUGAUAGAUUCCCCACAAAGGCGAUUACUAUAAUUCUCGUGAUUUGCAUGUUUUUUCUGCGUUUGAUAUGAACGCCAACGACCGGUGCUCUCCUUCGUAAUAUGGAAGAUUGUAAUAUCAUCACUCGUCGAGACAUUCUCAGCCUGAU
Messenger RNA from Pyricularia grisea, 1514 nucleotides. RefSeq lists its product as uncharacterized. Gene Ontology annotation, molecular function: RNA polymerase II cis-regulatory region sequence-specific DNA binding; protein heterodimerization activity; DNA-binding transcription activator activity, RNA polymerase II-specific. Gene Ontology annotation, biological process: regulation of transcription by RNA polymerase II. The record is from RefSeq and is a predicted model, not a curated record. Lineage: Eukaryota; Fungi; Ascomycota; Sordariomycetes; Magnaporthales; Pyriculariaceae. Gene Ontology annotation, cellular component: nucleus; CCAAT-binding factor complex. Bases 445 to 1146 code for a protein of 233 amino acids. The transcript is spliced from 6 exons.